UUCCCCAACUCGCCCUCUCCCUCCUCUUCUGAGCAACACGAAACCGCACACCCAACUAAAAAAAGCCGCAAGGAAACGCGACGCGACGCGAGGCAAACCCAUUUCGGCGUGCCCCGAUCUCCUCCUCCCCCCUCGCCCUCCCUCCCCUCCGAGACUCCAGGGACGGCGGGGAUGAGGCCAGUGGCCACGGCGGCGGAGGACGCGCACCAGUCGCGGCUGCUCUACGAGCUCUGCGCGCUCCUGCUGACCGUGCUCCGGGCGUCGCCGGAGGACGGGGCGGGGGCGGGGCCGCGGCCGCUGCUGCCGCGGCAGGUGACGCCCGCGGGGGUGGCGUCCAUGCUGCUGGGCGCGUCCAUGGCGCUGAUGCUCUGCGGCUCCGUCACCUUCAUGCUCGGCUUCUUCCUCAUGCCCUGGGUCGUUGGGCUCGGCUGCGUCUUCCUCUUCGUCGGCUUCGUCACCAACCUCUCCGGGAUCUGGAGGGCCAUCCUCCUCUGGCCCGCCGCCGCGUGCUCCGCCUCGCCCAAGGAGGCGUCGUCCUCCCCAUGGCAUAUAUUUUCCAAGCCUCCAUUCAUGCCGAUGUGAAGACAAAUAUACAAAGUAAAGCUCCCACCGAGGUGUAUAGAAGCAGGGGAGUUUGAUCAGACUGUUGUCGUUGCCAGCCUAUAUUUUCCUUCCUGGGGAACCUUUUUUACCAUGUAACGCCGCAACAAGUUUGAAAUGGUUUUAUACUGUGACUAGGAGGAUACUUCUUUGUACAUACGGAAAGAAUGCUCUGGGCUAAUCAUCACGUGGAGCUUAUAAUUGUUUAA
Setaria italica (foxtail millet) is the source of this 809-nucleotide messenger RNA. RefSeq lists its product as uncharacterized. The record is from RefSeq and is a predicted model, not a curated record. The transcript has 2 exons. Lineage: Eukaryota; Viridiplantae; Streptophyta; Magnoliopsida; Poales; Poaceae. Bases 172 to 582 code for a protein of 136 amino acids.